AUGGUUCUCGAUAUAAGGGUCGCAAUUAGGAGAUUUGUGCUUGGACUCAAAUUUGAUUUGCACGGUGAUGCAAAUAUGGCUUCUCAGAACAACAACAUGACUAUUACCAAGACGGUUGAUUUUGUGCAAAGUAAUGACGACCGAAUGAAAGAAGAAAAAGCUUUUCAGAAAGAGAAAGAGAGGGAAAUCAGGAAAAGAGCCAGUGCCACAGUCCCAAAGUUCAGUAAUGAUCAGAAUAGACAGAAUUCCAGGCCAACUUACUCCUAUUCUCAGACUAGUGUGGCUCAGAAAACCUAUGACAUUCCUAUUUGUAGCAAGUGUAGUAAGAGACACCCAGGGGUGUGUCGCAUGGGUAUGGUUGUUUGGUAUGGGAGUCGCCAGCAGGGCCAUUUUCAGAGAGAUUAUCCGUCAACUAGACAAGGUACCGGAGGUAAUGUGGCCCAAUCCACAAAUUCAAAAGCUCCUCGUAAUUCUCAAUCCCAGCAGGGGCAUGCAGCUGCAAAGUCUGGCAAUACGGGCGGUGGUCAGAAUCGUUUGUAUGCGCUGGCAGGUCACUAA
Lycium barbarum (goji berry) is the source of this 558-nucleotide messenger RNA. RefSeq lists its product as uncharacterized. The record is from RefSeq and is a predicted model, not a curated record. Lineage: Eukaryota; Viridiplantae; Streptophyta; Magnoliopsida; Solanales; Solanaceae. Bases 1 to 558 code for a protein of 185 amino acids. The transcript has 2 exons.